Cinara cedri is the source of this 1377-nucleotide messenger RNA. NCBI's taxonomy places the organism in Eukaryota, Metazoa, Arthropoda, Insecta, Hemiptera, Aphididae. The record is from the annotation of a GenBank genome assembly.
GAUACAGAUAUCUAUAUUGGGUACAGACACUUCGGUGUUAUUGGCGGUAAUUUUGAUAAAUUUGCAACUUCUAAAGCAGAAAAAGAUAAGAAUGGUAAUGUUAUUGGUUUCAAAUCAGAUCCGAGUACUACCACUACUUUAAAAAACAGCUUUUUCGGUACACAUGGCGUGGAAGUUGGUAUGACCGUUCGCUUUGCAAGCUAAUCUGCAAUGUUAACAGAAAUUACACAGUUUUUUAUAUAUAUAAUAGUUUUAUAAUUAAAGGAGAUUAACAUGACAACACUAGCAAAUAUGAGCACUACAUUGAAUGAUGUUACCGUACAAGACUUAUUAGAUUACACAGAAUUUACAAACGGUUUGGUUGACAAACUAGCAGGUAAACUUGCUAAACUUAAUGGUGAAAAUGCCACUGAGGCUGGAGUAACUGCUAUGCUAGGAAAGUUGACGACAGAUAAAGUUAUUACGACUAAGGCACUUACAGCUCAAUUAGCUGAUAAGGCUGAUAAAACUGCUUUAGAUGGUUUUGCUAAACUUGAUGGUUCAAAUAUUGACGUAGGUAAGUUUUCAGGUAAGCUAACAACUGAAGGUAGCAGUACAAUCAAAACUGAAUUAGCUAAGAAGGCUGAUAGCACUGCUUUAGAAAGUAAGGCUGACAAAACUGGUAGCAAUAUUGAAGUGGAGCCUUUUUCAAAUACACUAGCGGCUAAACUUGUUAAACUUGAUGGUACAAAUGCCACUGAUGCUGGAGUAGCUGCUAUGUUAGGUAAGUUGCAAGAUAAAGUUGUUACGACUUCAAAAUUUACAGAAGAAACAGCUAAACUUGCUAACAACGAUGCUAGUGAUAUUGACGUAGAUUCUAUUGCAACUAAAUUAGAAAGCAAAUUUGCUACAACUACAAAACUGACAGAAGAAACAGCUAAACUUGCCCACAAAGAUGCUAGUAACAUUGAUGUAGUACAAUUUUCAACCAGGCUCACAACUGAAGAUACUAGUGCAAUCAAAACUGCUUUAGAUGGUAAGGCUAACACAUCUGACUUAGAUAAUAAGGCUGACAAAACUGCUUUAAAUGAUUUUGCUAAACUUGAUGGUACAAAUGCAGAGCAAGGGGCAGCAUUGCUAAACGCAAUUCUUAAUGUUAAGAGCAGUACUGAUUCUAAACAAACAAUCCUUGAAGAAAGGUUAACUAAAGCUGGUGCUGUUGAUGUAGGUCAGUUUGUUAAACUUGAUGGUACAAAUGUAGCAACUUCUGUAGAUAAGGGAAAAGCAUUAGCAGAAGCAAUAUUUAGUGUGAAGGAUAGUGGUGGUAGCACAACAAUCCUUGUAAGUGAAUUAGCAGAUAAGUUUGCUGUAGCUGGUAGUGCAAGUGGAGAAAAAAUA